AUGAAGUUCUCCAUCUCCGCUGCCGUCGUGGCCCUUGCUACCACCGUCGCUGCUCUCCCUCCUGCUGUCGCCAACGGUGCUGGCAACGGCGUCGGCAACAAGGGCAACAGCCAGGUCCGCUUCCCCGUUCCUGGCGACGUCACUGUCAAGCAGGCCUCCGAGAAGUGCGGUGACCAGGCCGAGCUCUCUUGCUGCAACAAGGCCACCUACGCCGGUGACACCACCAACGUUGACGAGGGUAUCCUUGCUGGUGCUCUCAGCAACCUGAUCGGUGCUGGCUCUGGCAGCGAGGGUCUCGGUCUCUUCGACCAGUGCUCCAAGCUCCCUCUGCAGAUCAACAUCAUCGAUAUUGCUCUCAACGACCUGGUCAACCAGCAGUGCAAGCAGAACAUUGCUUGCUGCCAGAACUCCCCCAGCGAUGCCAGCGACGACCUCAUCGGCCUUGGCCUUCCUUGCAUUGCCCUCGGCUCCAUCAUCUAA
Molecule: messenger RNA, 480 nt
Organism: Aspergillus melleus
Lineage: Eukaryota; Fungi; Ascomycota; Eurotiomycetes; Eurotiales; Aspergillaceae
Product: hydrophobin family protein
Exons: 3
Coding region: 1-480 (159 amino acids)
Cellular component (GO): fungal-type cell wall
Molecular function (GO): structural constituent of cell wall
Source: RefSeq, a predicted model, not a curated record